Messenger RNA from Aspergillus wentii DTO 134E9, 2930 nucleotides. RefSeq lists its product as uncharacterized. The record is from RefSeq and is a predicted model, not a curated record. The coding region runs from base 198 to 2714 and encodes 838 amino acids. The transcript has 3 exons. NCBI's taxonomy places the organism in Eukaryota, Fungi, Ascomycota, Eurotiomycetes, Eurotiales, Aspergillaceae. Gene Ontology annotation, biological process: regulation of DNA-templated transcription; DNA-templated transcription. Gene Ontology annotation, molecular function: zinc ion binding; DNA-binding transcription factor activity, RNA polymerase II-specific; DNA binding.
GGAAAAGGUGACACACAAAAGGGAAUUUACUUUUUAUUUCAAAAAGAAAAAAAAAAGAAAGAGGUAGGUUGAAAAAGCAGAAGAACGAAGAAAGAGAAAUCACGCAGACACUGUCAUGUGUUUGUCCCCCGCAUGGAAUCCGGCUUCUACCUAUCUGCUAGACUCGACUGCGACGCCAACUCAUCCAUGUUGUCACCAUGGACGGCUAUCCCGCAUACAAUCCCAACGGCAAUAAAAACGAUUCGACGGACCUAGAACCUCAAGCGGAUUUGGGCCGGCCAUGGGGAAUCAUUCUGAGUCCAGAGCCCCAGAUCCCAACAGACAGCAGCGCUCGCACGAACCCCUACGUCACAGCAACGCAGGAAAGACCCUUUCUGCACUCCCGCAUGUCAUCCACGUCGUCGGCAUCGCAAGAGAACCAAAAUGCGACAAAAGUCGCAAUUCCUCGAGCCACCCACUACGAUACCACAUCUCGUCGCCGGUCAGCCCGGGCGUGUGAGCCUUGUCGACAGCGGAAGGUCAAGUGCGACGGGAAUAGACCCAUCUGCCAACAAUGCGCGAAAUAUGAUGUGAUGUGUUCCUAUAUCGACGUGAAACGGGUGAGAGAGCAGAAGCAACUCAAGACCUUGACGAAGAAGGUCGAGCGGUAUGAGGCAUUGCUGCGGGAUUUGGAAGCGGGCGUUGACGCCGGUGCGGCGAGACAGAUAAGGAGGACUCUAAGGCCCAAAGUUACGCAGGAAAUCAAGCAAUCUCAGGCCCAGGACGACGGCGAGGAAUCAGAUUCAUCCGGUUCGUCUGUCGCAUCGCUAGAGGCAAUCGAUUUAGUCGAAGAAGAUAUCAAUCGCAACGAAAAAUCCAGAGCGGCUGGGUAUUUUGGCAAGAAUUCAGAGGUCGCGUGGAUGCAGAGGCUGGAGGAUGAGGCAGAACAUCGCAGUCGACAGGGUGAUGACCCGUUUGGGCCUGAGGGCCAGGGAUUUGACGAACAACAUCAACAGCAACAGCACCAAUCGAGGAAUGACAUCCCCAUCGCGAUGAUGAGCUACCAUCUGGACGAUCUAAAUAUCCCCCUUGUGGACCAGGCCGACCCCUAUGAUUUGCCGCCCAAGGAGCUGGCGGAUCGUUUUUUCGCGGCGUAUAUGCAUUCGGUGCAUCCGUCUUUUAACGUCAUUCGGAAGGCGACGUUUACAUCACAGUACCAGAAGUUUUUCAGUCAGCCAUCCCAGCCGCCGCGCAGGUGGUUGGCUAUUUUGAAUAUGGUAUUUGCUAUUGGGUGUCGAUAUUGCCGGCUCGAUAAUGAUGACUUUGGCGAUGGGGAUUAUAAUGAUCUGGUGUACCUGACUCGAGCGAGCAAGUUGGCUUUAAGAGGAAGUGUGCUUUUUGAACAUCCGGAUCUUCAGCAGGUUCAGGUGGAAUUCCUGGUGGCGUUUUAUUUACUUGCGAUGGGACAGGUUAAUCGCGCAUCGAAAAUUUCCGGAGUAGCGUUUCGAUCAGCUAUAUCACUUGGAAUCAACCUUCGCUUUGUCGAUGGGCACACGCAUUACGCUGCAAAGGAAGCCCGGAGUCGUCUCUGGUGGUCUAUUUACGCUCUCGAACACCUGAUAACCGCCACCACCGGUCGAGUCUCGUGCGUCGGGGAGGGCCUUGGGUCCGUGUCUGCACCGCUCCCAUUCGAAGAAGAGUCCUUUCACAAGCCUGAAGUCCAAUCUCUGAUCAAUGAUCAAUCAUUACGAGAGAAUCGCCUGAAAUCAACCAUCUUCGAAACAGAACAGGAGACCAAAUCUAACGCGGAGUGGCUGGCGACGUGCGAGCCCAACCCAUCCCUGUUCUUUUAUUACACAAUCGACCUCGCCGUCAUCACCCAAGCAGUCAUCAACCAAGUCUACAGCAUCCAGGGAUUACGCGAUCGACACUUCCAACUCGACCAACGCAUUCAGAAAUACUCCUCAAAACUGGAUAGCUGGCUAUCCAAGAUCCAUACCGCGUACCGAUUCACCUCUGUCCCGAACGAUCCAACAAACGACCAAUUCGCGCUCCCACCAUCAUUAUCCACCAUGCCAGAAACCCAGCAAUACAUCCGCGAACGCGUCAGCCUUGCCAUACACUACUACAGCGCCCGAAUCACCCUCUGCAGACCCUGUCUCACCCACAACCACAGCCACCAACCGCGAUCCAAUUGCUCCUCCCCAUCGGCCACCUCCGACCACCACCAAAGCACCCGAUCCCGACACAGACACGACAUGGCCCUAACCUGCCUCCGCUACGCCUGCUGCCUCAUCUCCAUCCUCCCCAACGAACCAGACCCCACAUGGCUCAUCCACGUCUCGCCCUGGUGGAGUCUUCUCCACUUCCUCGUCCAAGCCACCACGGUCUGUCUAUUAGGUUUCUCCAACUGGCCUUCCCCUUCUACCAUAGCCCCAGAAGAACAACAGCAGCAACAGCAACAGCCCUUCUUACACCCCCCGCCGCAGCUGGAGGUAUCGACCGUCGUGACACAGACGAAGAAGGCUUUGCGCUGGCUACAUCAGAUGGCGGGUGCGGAUGCCGCGUCUCGGAGGGCGUUUAUCCUGUGUAACAGUUUUAUGAGACGGAUUGCACCGAGUUUGGGGAUUGAUGUCGAUGAUUUGCCAGAGGUGGAAUCUUUGCCGCCUUUGAAGGGAUUUGUUGAUGGUGAAGUUGACGGUGAAGAUAGUAUUGAUAGGGCGAUUGAAAGUUGAUUUUUUUGGAUAAUUUAACUAUAUAGUAUUCAUGAAAGCGUUAUGGAAGCUCAUGUUCAAAUUGAUAGAAAUGAAUAAGCUUAUUUAUGGUUCCAUCAGGCAAUUUCCACAGAAUAAUACAUAAAUGCAGCCAAGUGAAAGCGUAUAUUAGAAAAAUAGCCAUCAUUGAUAUCUGGUACAAGAUGAAUGCAAUCCGUAUCCACUAUAAUACCUACC